Sparassis crispa is the source of this 1242-nucleotide messenger RNA. RefSeq lists its product with no specific name. Gene Ontology annotation, molecular function: 2-dehydropantoate 2-reductase activity; NADP binding. NCBI's taxonomy places the organism in Eukaryota, Fungi, Basidiomycota, Agaricomycetes, Polyporales, Sparassidaceae. The record is from RefSeq and is a predicted model, not a curated record. Gene Ontology annotation, cellular component: mitochondrion; cytoplasm. The coding region runs from base 1 to 1242 and encodes 413 amino acids. The transcript has a single exon.
AUGCGCUUUCACAUCGUGGGCGGAUUUGGCGCCAUCGGCACUCUCGUCACAUACUAUCUCAGACACGCUCUUCCACGCACCAAUGCCAUCACUGUCCUCCACAAAGAACCAGGUAUUGCCAGAGCAUCUCGGAGGGGAGACGGACGGGCCAUCAUCGAGACAAAUGGGGUAGUUCGCUGGGAGAAGGAUAUCAGCCAUGAUCAGAUCCAAAGUUACUCCGACUCCGGUCGUGAAGAGUAUGUUGCGCGUCGCCUCGAGGCUGCUGCUGCUCUUGGAGAAGAGCAGCCAUUGUUCCAGGAAGAGGAGCCUGUACACACUAUCGAAUCUCUCAUCCUCGCAAUCAAGGCGAACGUCGCCAUCUCCAUUAUCAAGCAGCUCGUUCCCCGUUUGACUGCCGACAGCACCAUCGUACUCCUGCACAACGGCAUGGGCGUGUACGAGGACCUGCUCAAAAACGUCUUCCGCAAUCCGGAGCAUCGGCCGCAUAUUGUCGUUUCCUCUAACACUCAUGGCGCGUGGUCGAAGAGGCGUGGGUACUCGGUGCACUCAGGAGUGGGGAGUAUCCAUCUGGGGAUCACGCCAGACGGUCACGGUCGCGAUUUCGAGGCAAGUGUACGGUCUACCUUGCCCAAGGCUCUCCAACGGACCAAUCUGGACGAUAUAACCUCAGGACCCGACGAUCCGGCCCAUGCACGCUAUGCGUCCCUCCGGAAUACGAUAGAGGCGUUCACCAUGGCUGAAGGGUUGCAUGCUUCAUGGAGGCCAGUACACGACGUCCAGAUGGCGAUGCGCCGCAAGUUGGUCGUCAACUCGGUCGUAAAUCCGCUUACCGCUCUGCUCAAUUGCAAAAACGCGGACAUAUUUACGGUUCCCGGUGGCGAGCGCCUGUGCGAGGCGUUGUGCAAAGAGGCCUCGCACGUGUUCCACGCUCAGUGGAAGGAGGAGAUGAAGGAUGAGGUCUCCGUUACCGGCAAUUCGAUGUUUCCGCGGGAGUUGACGACAUCAGCUUUGGUCCAGGAGUGCAAACGCGUGGUGGAGAUCACAGGAUCGAACAUGUCGUCCAUGCUCGUCGACGUGCGGAGGUCGAGAAAUACGGAGCUGGAUUAUCUGAACGGUUACAUCAUGCGUCUAGCGCAACAGUAUAAGGUGCCCGUCCACGGAAUGGCCGCGAUCAUCAACUUGAUGCAAUUGCGUUGCGCCAUCCCACUUGAUAACAUACAUCCAUUCCAUGAGGUACUGUAG